GCUCCUGCUCGCUCGGGCUCCGGCUCCGGCGCCGGCUCCGGCUCCUCCCGGCCGCCCGGGGCCAGGGCGACGUGAGGUUGUAAAAAUCCAUGUGGGACGGCCCCGGGGCGAGCAUCGGAAAGUUUGGCUGUCAGUUUGGAUGUGGCAGUGGGGUCGAGCCAGAGCCUUUCCGGAGGGUAGAAGAGUUUGCCUUUAAGAUCCUCUGGAGUCAUUUUCUGGUACAGACUGUGAAAAGAAUGCAUUGAAAAUUCUGGCCAAUAGUGGAAAUAUUGGCAUAACCCCCAACUUAGUAUAGCAGUCUUUCUCUUCAGUAGCACCUCAUAAUAGAAGAAAAAUGUAUGGAAGUGCAAGAACAAUCACCAAUCUGGAAGGCAGUCCUUCCAGAUCUCCUCGUUUGCCAAGGUCUCCUCGUUUGGGCCACAGAAGAACAAGCAGUGGGGGAGGUGGAGGAACAGGCAAGACACUGUCCAUGGAGAAUAUCCAGUCCCUUAAUGCAGCCUAUGCUACAUCUGGACCUAUGUAUCUGAGUGAUCAUGAGGGGGUGGCUUCGACAACUUACCCAAAGGGCACCAUGACUCUGGGAAGGGCCACAAAUCGAGCUGUAUAUGGAGGCCGAGUCACAGCCAUGGGGAGUAGUCCCAAUAUUGCUUCUGCUGGACUUUCCCACACAGAUGUUCUUUCAUACACAGAUCAACAUGGUGGUCUGACUAGCUCAUCCCAUCAUCACCACCACCAGGUCCCUUCCAUGUUGAGGCAGGUAAGGGAUAGCACAAUGUUAGACCUUCAAGCCCAGCUCAAGGAACUUCAGAGAGAGAAUGACCUCCUCCGGAAAGAACUAGACAUCAAGGACAGCAAGUUAGGAUCUUCCAUGAACAGUAUCAAGACCUUCUGGAGUCCUGAGCUCAAAAAGGAGAGAGUCUUGAGGAAAGAAGAGGCAGCCCGAAUGUCUGUCCUCAAGGAGCAGAUGAGGGUUUCCCAUGAAGAAAAUCAGUUACUGGAUGCCAGAAGAACCAAGCACCUGCAGUUGACAAUCCAAGCCCUUCAAGAUGAGCUUCGGACCCAGAGAGACCUCAAUCACCUCCUGCAGCAAGAGAGUGGCAACCGUGGAGCUGAGCACUUCACCAUUGAGCUGACUGAGGAGAACUUCCGGCGGCUCCAAGCUGAGCAUGACAGACAAGCUAAGGAGCUGUUCCUUUUAAGGAAGACCUUGGAGGAAAUGGAGCUGAGAAUUGAAACACAGAAACAGACCCUCAAUGCCCGAGACGAAUCGAUUAAAAAGCUUCUUGAGAUGUUGCAAAGUAAAGGUUUGCCUUCUAAAAGUCUCGAGGAUGACAAUGAACGGACACGGCGGAUGGCAGAGGCUGAGUCUCAAGUCAGCCACUUAGAAGUGAUUUUAGACCAGAAAGAGAAGGAAAACAUACAUCUUAGAGAGGAAUUGCACCGAAGGAGCCAACUUCAGCCGGAGCCAGCAAAGACGAAGGCUCUCCAGACUGUCAUUGAAAUGAAGGACACAAAAAUCGCUUCAUUGGAGCGAAACAUAAGGGAUCUGGAGGAUGAGAUCCAGAUGUUAAAAGCCAAUGGUGUGCUGAACACUGAGGACCGCGAAGAAGAGAUCAAACAAAUAGAGGUUUACAAAAGUCACUCCAAGUUCAUGAAAACCAAGAUUGAUCAACUGAAGCAGGAACUUUCAAAGAAGGAGUCAGAACUUCUUGCCUUACAAACAAAGCUUGAAACCCUUAGCAAUCAAAAUUCAGAUUGCAAGCAACACAUUGAAGUGCUUAAAGAGUCGCUUACUGCCAAAGAACAGAGGGCUGCCAUCCUUCAGACCGAGGUGGAUGCACUGAGGUUACGAUUGGAGGAGAAAGAAUCUUUUCUCAAUAAAAAAACAAAACAGCUGCAGGACCUAACGGAAGAGAAGGGGACACUGGCUGGAGAGAUUCGAGACAUGAAGGAUAUGUUAGAAGUGAAGGAAAGAAAAAUCAAUGUUCUUCAGAAGAAGAUUGAAAACUUGCAAGAACAGCUUAGAGAUAAAGACAAACAACUAACCAACCUGAAAGACAGAGUAAAGUCCUUGCAGACGGAUUCCAGUAAUACGGAUACUGCACUAGCAACACUCGAAGAGGCUUUGUCAGAAAAGGAGAGAAUAAUUGAGCGUUUGAAAGAACAGCGGGAAAGAGAUGAUCGGGAAAGACUAGAAGAGAUAGAAUCUUUCCGAAAAGAGAACAAAGAUCUGAAAGAGAAGGUCAAUGCUUUACAAGCUGAACUGACUGAAAAAGAGUCUAGUUUAAUUGACCUCAAGGAACAUGCAUCUUCAUUAGCCUCAGCAGGACUGAAAAGGGACUCCAAAUUAAAAUCUCUAGAAAUAGCCAUUGAACAAAAGAAAGAAGAAUGUAGCAAAUUGGAAGCACAGUUAAAAAAGCAAGCUGAGCAGUUGUUCAAUCAGAUGUACAAUCCAGCUCAUAAUGUUGAAGAUGACUCCAGGAUGAACCCCGAGUUUGCAGACCGAAUAAAACAACUUGAUAAAGAGGCAUCUUACUACCGUGAUGAGUGUGGCAAGGCCCAAGCGGAAGUUGACCGGUUGCUGGAGAUCCUCAAGGAGGUGGAGAAUGAAAAGAAUGACAAGGACAAGAAGAUUGCAGAACUUGAGAGCUUGACUCUCAGGCAUAUGAAGGAUCAGAAUAAGAAGGUGGCCAACCUCAAGCACAAUCAACAGUUGGAAAAGAAGAAAAAUGCCCAAUUACUGGAAGAAGUCCGCAGGCGAGAAGAUAGCAUGGCUGACAACUCACAGCAUUUGCAGAUAGAGGAACUGAUGAAUGCAUUGGAGAAGACCCGACAGGAACUGGAUGCCACCAAGGCACGCCUGGCCUCCACGCAGCAGUCUCUGGCUGAAAAAGAAGCGCAUUUAGCCAACCUCCGGAUAGAAAGGAGAAAACAGCUGGAGGAGAUCCUGGAGAUGAAACAGGAAGCGCUGCUUGCGGCAAUCAGUGAAAAAGAUGCAAAUAUUGCCUUGCUGGAAUUGUCUGCUUCCAAAAAGAAAAAGACGCAGGAAGAAGUUAUGGCCCUCAAGCGGGAAAAAGAUCGACUCGUGCAUCAGUUAAAGCAGCAGGUAUAUAGACCUAGGAAACAGCCCCUGAGCUCGAAUAUACCAUGCACUUGUGAUGCUGGCUACAGCCCAGAUAUUACGGCCAAGUACCACGGGUCCAGCUACGAUGCAUACAUGAUCCAAAGGUCUCAGACCCAGAACAGAAUGAAGCUGAUGGCGGAUAACUACGAUGAGGACCACCAUCACCACCAUCACCACCACCGAUCUCCUGGGAGGUCGCAACAUUCCAAUCACAGGCCCUCUCCCGACCAGGAUGACGAGGAGGGCAUAUGGGCAUAGCCGGGCCUGUAAACCAAAGUUCCAGUUUUGUUUUGAGGGAUGAUCCAGCUCUGUCGGAGGCAUGGAGGCACAGUCAAAUCUCAUGCUGUACAUUGAUCACCUGUCCAACCUUUGCCUAGAGUGGGAGCCCCCAGUUCCUUCAAGAGAUCCAACUUUACCUGUCUGUAAAGAAGAAGAGGAGGAGGGAGACAGCGGGGAGGAUCCGGUGGCAGUUUAACACCAGAGCAGGUCCAAUGUUUACUUUUACCCUUUUGGAGGUGGGUACCUGCAAACACCACGGGGAGCUGGGUUUCAACGAGAAACCUGCACAAUGAUCUUGGAUUUGGGGGCUCACACAUACUUUAUUUUUUGCUAGCAUGUACAGUUGCUGUUUUUGUAUU
Molecule: messenger RNA, 3762 nt
Organism: Leptonychotes weddellii (Weddell seal)
Lineage: Eukaryota; Metazoa; Chordata; Mammalia; Carnivora; Phocidae
Source: RefSeq, a predicted model, not a curated record